AUGAUGGGUGCCCUCCAUGGGAAUGUAUAUACGGUUGAUAUCCCACCGCUCUCUGCGUUCAAGCUGUCCCAAACGCCAUCGUUAACCAACCCUCCAGGCCAUCCUACUGAUACCGAUCAAAGAAACAGAGAGCACCGCAGCGGCUAUUAUACCUUCUUCCAUCUGGAUCUAGCCAGUCAGCCAGUUCCUUUCAACUCUCAUCGCCGGCUCUGGCAAGCUCGAGAAGCAAGAGAACAAGGAAAUCCAGACAGGAAGAAGAGUAAAAACACUGAGAUCUGGGGCCAAAAGUCCAGAUCUACUCAUAACUGGGCCGAAGGUGUCAGCCGGGCCACACGCUGCGUCCAUACCUAA
Messenger RNA from Microsporum canis CBS 113480, 351 nucleotides. RefSeq lists its product as uncharacterized. The transcript is spliced from 2 exons. Bases 1 to 351 code for a protein of 116 amino acids. The record is from RefSeq and is a predicted model, not a curated record. NCBI's taxonomy places the organism in Eukaryota, Fungi, Ascomycota, Eurotiomycetes, Onygenales, Arthrodermataceae.